Neocloeon triangulifer is the source of this 2379-nucleotide messenger RNA. Its product is annotated as E3 ubiquitin ligase RNF121. Gene Ontology annotation, cellular component: endoplasmic reticulum membrane; Golgi membrane. The transcript is spliced from 7 exons. Gene Ontology annotation, molecular function: metal ion binding; ubiquitin protein ligase activity. Lineage: Eukaryota; Metazoa; Arthropoda; Insecta; Ephemeroptera; Baetidae. The coding region runs from base 57 to 1031 and encodes 324 amino acids. The record is from RefSeq and is a predicted model, not a curated record.
UUCGUGUCAAGUUCGUGUUUUGUUUUGUCUGCAAAGGGGACGGGCAGCAACCAACGAUGGCGGACUUGGAAGAGCACAUACAGCAGCUUCAGAGGGGAAUAAAUAAGACUAUCAACAUUGAAGAUCUCACACCCGAGGAAAAAUGGAGACUGGAGCAUAUAAAAAUGCACGAGAAACACAAAGGGCACGAUGCCAUGCACGCCGAGAUGAUAUUCAUCCUGAUUGUGACCCUGAUAGUAGCUCAGGUGGUGCUGGUUGAAUGGAAGAAGCGGCACUUCCGGUCGUACCAAUUUGUCUCUCUACUAGGAAUGUGGGUUAUUCCUUUGGCGCUAAGUCUUCGUAACCAAUGGUGGCGCUUUAUUUUCUCUUGGCUGCUUUUCUCCUGCAUCACAGGACUGGUUGUUCGAAAAGCUCUUCAGAAACCAGUCGAAGGAACCACACCAAGGUUGGUGUACAAAUGGUUUUACUUCAUCUACAAGGCGAGCUACUUUUUCGGCAUUCUGGGAUAUGCGGUGAUGAUGCUGACCUUCUUCGGCUUCAACCUGCUUUUCAACGCCAAGCCGAGCACUUGGAUGGACUUUGGUUUGCUCAAUCUCUUCUAUGGCCUGUACUACGGCGUCCUCGGCAGGGACAUUGCCGAGAUCUGCGCAGAUAAAAUGGCCUCUCACAUUGGGUAUUACACUCCUCAUGGCAUGCCAACAAGACAGCUUGAAACCAACAUGUGUGCAAUUUGUGGGAAUAAGUUGCUUGUGUCCACCGAGGAGGAGGGUGUCAUCGAAAACACUUACAAACUCAGCUGUGAUCACACUUUCCAUGAGUUCUGCAUCCGAGGCUGGUGCAUUGUCGGCAAGAAGCAAACCUGCCCCUACUGCAAGGAAAAGGUGGACCUGAAGAAAAUGUUUUGCAACCCGUGGGAGCGGCCGCACGUCCUCUACGGGCAGCUGCUUGACUGGAUCCGCUGGCUCGUCGCCUGGCAGCCGCUGAUCCUCUUUCUAGUCCAGGGCAUCAACUGGGUCCUCGGACUUGAGUGAACUCGUCCAACUAUCGUUGGCACUCGUCUGAAUUAUUCCUUUCACAGACUUGACACCUUUGAAGGAAACUAGUCUCACAGUUUUGUAUGAAAACUGCAUUCUGGCUCCUUCAGGAAAUAAUUAUGCAGAGUGGAUGUAAAAAUGUUAUUUGUAUUGUUCAAUGUGCCUCUCAUCUCUUACAAAAGGGAGAACAACUAUAAUUAUUGAAUGUGAGCCCUGUGCGCAUGAGUCGUGUAUUUUCGGCAUAUUAUACGUAUAUUAUACGCAUAAUUUUGGUAUAGCCUAGAUGGUGUAUAGACGUAUAUUACACGUCUAAAAUGUCCGUCUAAUAUACGUGUAAUAUGCGCAUAGGCCUACACCGUGUACGCUAAACGCUUUUUAAGCGGCUUUUAUACCUCUUUAUAUUUUCGCGUUCUUUUUAUAUUUCUAUUAAUUAUUUCAGCAGGUAUUUUCGUAAUUAUCAUUGAAAGUCAAAUUUAUAGCAAUAUUCGUUUUAUUUAAAUAGCUCUCACGUAAAUUCCAUAUAUCACAAAAAUUUCCAAGUAUUAACACAGAAAGUAAUUUAACAUAAACAGUUCCAUACCAUUAAAGAACAAAAUACAUCGAAGAUCGAAGAACAAAUUAAAGAGUUAGAUGGUUAAUUAAAAUUUUUGCAAUAUAAAUUUGAGAUAUUUUUAACACUAUAUUUUCCAUUAACUCCAUGCAAAAAGUACAGAGAUUUCUUAAAUUAUCCCCACUAAAUCAGGUACGAUACUACUUUUAUUUUUAGUAACUAAAGCAGUACCGAAUACAACAUUUUUGAAUUAAAAGAUUUUUUUAAGUAUUACAUUACCUACAAAUAACUAAGUGGAAGACUGCAUAAUAAAGGAAUACACUAUUUAAUUUAAGCCCCCCCAAAAAAAAGAGUUCAUAAAUUAAACAAAACCAGCAGCACACAUUUAAUGAAUGGUAUAUCAUUCCUUCCUCUCUUUUUUGAAGGGAAAAUUAAAAAUAUUAAUUAGUUCAAAAGAAGCUCAAGCGUCAUUAAAAAAGCGACGGCUAGGCCAGAUCAUGACAAUUUUUUCAUGAAUAGCGUGCUCACUUUGGAGGUUCAAAUAGUAUCUGAUUGAACAUCACUUAAAUUAUGGAAGUCAAUAAAAUAAUUUUCAAAAUUGUCUUCGUUAUAGAGUUUUCAGAAUUGUAUAUCUUCUUAUUGCCCCGUCUUCAUUUUUCUGCUCUGCCUUGGCGCUGACUGGCUGUUGGCAAGUAUGUCUAUUUCAGUGGCAUCACCAUUGCAAUCUUGCUGUUUCUCUACAAUGAAAAAAAAAUCUUAUUAAAGAGUGCAAAAUUUGAAUAUUGUCAAUAUAUU